AUGGCGGCGGGCGGCCCGGCCCGGCGGUCGCGCACGGGGGCUGGAGCGCGGGGCUGGGGCCGCACCGACGCCCGCGGCCCAGCCUUUCCGGAGCGGCAGCGGCCGCAGAGGCCUCCCGGGCGCUCUGCGAAGGGAUUCCUGGAGGGAGAGCGCCCGCAAACCACUUCUGCUGAGCCUGCGCACGAAGAGCCGGCAGAGACCCGCCGCCAGCAGAAGGGCGGCCCCGGGACGCCGAGCGUGGUAGGACGGCCGCGGCCGGGGAGAGGCGGCGGGGCCGGGUGGGAGUGGGUGCAGGUGGUUAUGAACACCUACGUGCUGAGCAACGCCGUCAGGACAUUAGCUGAGGGAUUUGAGCCACCUGCCAGCGCUUUGUGCAGCCGCAGGGCCGGCGCUGGAGCCGUUCCUGGGCCGCGCUGCUGCGGCAGUCUCCAGCUGCAGCGGCAAGCAGCUCGUAAACGGCCCCCAAAGAGGCUUAAAAGUGAAAAACCUGCUCCAGUCAAACCAGAACUCAAACCAGAAGAGUUUACAGGUAGAGGUGAAAGCCUUGCUGCACUGGGGGAAGCACCUAAGCCAUCUGAUGGGGACCAACGUCCAGAAGAUCCAGAAGACUGCAGCUUAAUUCAUCAGGAAAAAGGUGAAAGCAUUCCAGAACUGAAGGAAGACAAACAGCAAAAGGAACAGGAUGCUCCCCCUGAGCCACACACAGUGAAAUCCAGCAGUGCCCCAGCAAAACUGGGCAGUGAUGAACAGCUGCACAUCUACAGCGAGGAGGAGAGGAGCUGUCAGAGUCUGCUUUCAGAUGAGUCCAGCCUGGGGGACGCAGAUGUGCCCAGGAGGCUGAUGGAGCUGGACAGCAGUGCUCUGCUGAAUGAGGACAGCAACCAGCCCAUGCCUGUGGCUCGCUUCUUUGGAGAUCUGGAGCUCCUGCGGGAUCUCCCAGCAGCUGCUCUCCCAAGCACAAUGAUGAGCAGGAGGGAAUUCAGAAAGCUUCAUAUCAUUGCAAAGGAAGAGGAGGAGGAGGAGGAAGAGGAUGUUGUCUAA
Indicator indicator is the source of this 1041-nucleotide messenger RNA. It is a transcript of the gene C32H1orf174, whose product is annotated as chromosome 32 C1orf174 homolog. The transcript is spliced from 3 exons. NCBI's taxonomy places the organism in Eukaryota, Metazoa, Chordata, Aves, Piciformes, Indicatoridae. The coding region runs from base 1 to 1041 and encodes 346 amino acids. The record is from RefSeq and is a predicted model, not a curated record.